Rhizophagus irregularis DAOM 181602=DAOM 197198 is the source of this 807-nucleotide messenger RNA. RefSeq lists its product as uncharacterized. Lineage: Eukaryota; Fungi; Glomeromycota; Glomeromycetes; Glomerales; Glomeraceae. Gene Ontology annotation, molecular function: protein binding. The record is from RefSeq and is a predicted model, not a curated record.
AUGGAUAAAUACAUAAAACAUACUUUUCAUUAUUAUACGGAUGGUGACAUUAUUCUCCAAGUUAAAGAUACAAAUUUUCUUGUACAUAAAACUAUUCUUUCACUUGCUUCUGAAUUCUUCAAGGAUUUAUUUGCUUGUGCGACACCUUCUUCAGAUAAAAUUAUUAAAGUUAUAGAAGAUUCAUCAAAAGAAAGAUCAAUCCCUAUUUUAGAAAUCAUUGAUGAGGAACCUAAUUCAAUUGAAGAUAUUCUUUCAUUUAUUUAUCCUAACACCAUAUUGUAUGUUUAUUGGAAUAAUGUUGAUAAUUUAUUACGUUUAUCUGAUAAAUACAUUAUCAGAAAACUCUUAAAUUCUUGUGAAGUAUUUCUUCAAGAACAUUUCACUGAGAAAGUUCUUGGCUCAUUUAUACUUGCAGAAAAAUAUCUAUUACCAACAAUUUUUAAAGAAUCUUCUAAGCUUAUUAUAGAUGAUAUUAUUGAAUAUGAAUGUGAUGAAGACUUUAAACCAAUUUUAAAGAGAACUCAAGAAAGAUUAGUACAUUCUCAUCAUAUUUAUUAUUUGGAGUUGGUUAAAUUUAAAAAACAUGCUAAAAGUGAUGGGAAUAGUUUACAUGUUAGCACUGCAUAUGAAAUAUGCACUUUUCCUAUUCCCAAACCAUCAUUUACGCGAAAAAAGAUUUUUGAAAAUUAUAAACAUCCGGAUAGGGAAUAUAUUAAGAAUUUUAAACAAUAUCUUGGAAGUUUUGAGAAAUUAAUAAAUGCACCAGCAAAUACAGACUAUUAUUACCCUUUUAUAGAAUUAGUAUAG